Lindgomyces ingoldianus is the source of this 1039-nucleotide messenger RNA. RefSeq names its product NAD(P)-binding protein. Gene Ontology annotation, molecular function: oxidoreductase activity, acting on the CH-OH group of donors, NAD or NADP as acceptor. Lineage: Eukaryota; Fungi; Ascomycota; Dothideomycetes; Pleosporales; Lindgomycetaceae. The coding region runs from base 101 to 1039 and encodes 312 amino acids. The transcript is spliced from 3 exons. The record is from RefSeq and is a predicted model, not a curated record.
AGUCAACAGUCUCAAGCCAAAUUAGUUUCACACCAUUUAUUCUUUCUCACACCAUUCUCAAAGUCUUUCUCUUCAGCGCCUCUAAUACUUAGCAAUUGAAAUGCCACACACACUAGUCACCGGCGCGAACUCUUUCGUCGCCGCCCACAUCAUCAACGAGUUAAUUGCAAACGGCCACACAGUUACGGGUACCGUCCGCCGUACCUCGGCCGGUGAAGCUCUUUUCGAAGGACAUCCUGAAUGGAAAGAAAAGCUCGACUUCGUAGUCAUCGAAGAUUAUGCCAAAGAAGGGGCAUUCGAUAGCGUCUUCCAGAAACAGCAGUUCGACUAUAUUGUCCAUAUCGCGGCUCCUCUUCUCGACAACCCAGAACACACAGACUACGACACACACUUCUUGAAACCUAGUAACGCAUCUACCGAGUAUACGAAUGAGACGUGGAGCAAUAUCACUCCUGAACAGGCUCGUGAGAUGCAGAAUGCAUAUAUCAGCUACUGCUCGAGCAAGAAGGAAGCCGAGUUGUCAGUGUGGGAGUUCGUUAAAACUGAGAAACCGAAGUUCGCAGUCACAGUGUUUCUGCCUGCACUCAUCUUCGGCCCGCCACUCCAAUCGCUGAAGGACUUGAAUCAUCUCAACUUCUCCACUAACGUCUUCUACAAACUCUUCAACGGCACCUAUGACGAGAUCCCGAACACCCAUGACGGCCUCUUCCCAUCUUACAUUGAUGUUCGGGAUCUGGCCACCGCUCAUGUUCGCGCCUUAACGACCCCUGGCGCCGCAAAUAAGCGCUUCCUCAUCGGCGGUCAACCCCUCAGCACUUCAGGUAUCGUGAAGACAUUAGCAGCUUUAGCAGAGAAAGGGAUACUACCAGAGCUGAAUGAUAGGUUGCCAAAGGACACUGGAAAGGAUAACAAUAUCACACCUGCGAGAAUUAGAGCUGAAGAGGCAAAUGAAUUGCUUGGAAUGAAGCUGCGAAGCGCUGAGGAGACGUUUGGUGAUGUCGCUAAGAAGAUUUUGGAAUUGGAGAAGGAGGGAAAGUAA